AUGGAAGAUAUUGGAUUGGUUAAACAAGGCUGGAAAUGGAUGCAAUCUCAGAAACAUAUGUGUUCGGAUGCUUGUUCUGCGAUGCGAUGCUUUGGGGAGAAGAUAGGAGAGGUCGUGGAGCGUCACUGGCCAUUGGUGUGUAGUGGAUGUGGGAAGCUAUUAGGGUUGCUUCGUCUGUCGAUUGUUUACUGGAAAGAUUGUAUCUUGAGGGGUUUCCGUUGCAGCGCCAAAUUGGGAUCAGCUGCUUUGCUUCUGAUAAUGUGGAGUUGCUUCCUCAGCCUGACUUCCUUAUCUUGCUUGGUUUAUGUUCUCCUCAGUAUGGGAGCUGCUGCAGCUGUUGUUCUGAACUUGGGUUGCACUCCUGGGCUCUUUAUUGUAGGACUCUUUGGAAUUUUGGUAUUAUGGAUGUAUGCAAACUUUUGGAUCACCGGAACGUUGUUCAUAGUCGGAGGCAAGUUUCAAUUUUUCGCUUUUUGUUUGAUUUCAGGCUAUUUAUUCUCCUUAAAUCAUGCCCGUGUGGUGGUUCUAAUGGCGGCCUUAUAUGCGAUGUACUGUGUUAAAGUCAGACUUGGAUGGCUUGGUCUUUUGCUCUCAAUGAAUCUUGCUUUCCUGUCCAACGAUAUAUUGAACUGCCUUCUUCAGUGGUGUGACAAUCUAAGUGAUAAACCACAAACCGAGGAACCAAAGAAACCAGAGGAAACAAUCAUAGAAGAAGACUAUUCAGGGGAAUUUGAGUAUCCUUCAGUCCCUGUCGAAGAAGAAACUGAGAAAAAGGUUCAUGAGAAUAAGUCUUCUGCUGAACCAACUGCUCCUACAACUGUUGUUAAUAGCGUGAAGGAGAUCACUAGUGUUAAGAUACUCCAAAUAGAAACAAGUUCAGCUGAUGAAAUGAAGAGAAUACUGAAAAGUUUGAAUCACUAUGAAGCAUUGGGGUUCCCUCGGCAUAAAAAGAUCGAUGCCGCGGAACUUAAGAAAGAGUAUAGAAAAAAGGCAAUGUUGGUUCAUCCUGAUAAAAAUAUGGGAAGUCCGUUGGCAAGUGAAUCAUUCAAGAAACUUCAAUGUGCUUACGAGGUCCUCUCUGAUUUCGUAAAGAAGAGAGAUUACGAUGAGCAAUUACGGAAAGAAGAAUCUAGGACCAGGAGUGUUUGUCAGACAUCUCAUGCUUCUUCACACCAGAGUGGUCCCGAUUAUCGAUCAGAAGAGUCGAGGCGGAUACAUUGCACCAAAUGUGGUAAUUCACACAUAUGGGUAUGCACCAAUAGGACUAAAGCAAAGGCAAGAUGGUGCCAGGAUUGUGGUCAAUAUCAUCAAGCGAAAGAUGGAGAUGGGUGGGUUGAACUCAAAGGGACAUUACCCUUCGAAAGAGCACAUAAGAUUGAAAUACCGCGUGCUUUUGUUUGUGCGGAAAGCAAGAUCUUUGAUGUCUCAGAAUGGGCCAUUUGUCAGGGAAUGGCGUGUAGACCAAACACACAUAGGCCAAGCUUUCAUGUGAACAUGGUUGGGUUAGAGAAGACAACACAGAGAUCAAACUCAAGUAGGUUCCCUUGGGAUCUAGAUGUGGAGAUGAUGGAUGAGGAUGAAGAAGAGUUUGAGCUAUGGCUUCAACAAGCUCUUGCUUCUGGUCUCUUUUGCGAAACCUCAAAACGCAGAAAAAGCUGGAGCCCUUUCAAGUUGAGCCAGAUGAAAAGCAAGAAACAAUGGCGAAGAACAUCCACUUGA
This is a messenger RNA of Thlaspi arvense, 1719 nucleotides long. Lineage: Eukaryota; Viridiplantae; Streptophyta; Magnoliopsida; Brassicales; Brassicaceae. The record is from the annotation of a GenBank genome assembly.